AUGGUUUGCGAUUUACUUUCUCUAACACUUUUACGUUCUGCCGGGGAUUUGGGUGCAGAUAUUGCAGUAGGUAGUGCUCAACGGUUUGGACUUCCUCUUGGGUAUGGCGGGCCUCAUGCUGGUUUUAUGUCUGUUGCCAAUUUAGCUUUGGCUAGACAAAUGCCUGGAAGGAUUGUUGGGGUUUCUAGAGAUCAACAGGGAAAUAUUGCUUAUCGUUUAACUCUCCAAACAAGAGAACAGCAUAUUCGAAGAGAUAAAGCAACCUCCAAUAUUUGCACUGCUCAAGCACUUCCUGCUAAUAUUUCUGCAAUGUAUGCAAUCUAUCAUGGACCCAAUCGUUUAGUUUAUAUUGCCAAAAUGAUACAUAAAGCUACAUCAUUUCUUUCUCAAACCUUAAAAGCUAAUGGAAUUCAAGUUGUCCAUAAAUGUUUUUUCGAUACAUUAAAAAUCCUUCCAUUAAAUAAGCAAUUAUUUGAUUUGAAAUGUGAGGAAAAAAGAAUAAAUGUUAGAAAUUAUAAUGACGGUUAUAUUGGUAUUUCUUUGGAUGAAACAACUAAAAUUGGUGAUAUUUGUGAUAUUCUUUAUUUAUUUGGAAUUAAUAUUUGUGAGAAAGAAAUUAAAUAUAAAUUGAUGGAAACUUCAACACCUUUAAUUGGUAAUUCUCCACAUUCUAGACAUUCAGCUUUUUUAACUGGACAUGUAUUUAAUAGUUAUCAUAGUGAAACUCAGAUUAUUAGAUAUAUGAAAAGACUUGAAAACAAGGAUCUCUCACUUGUACAUUCAAUGAUUCCCCUCGGUUCUUGUACAAUGAAAUUAAAUGCAAGUUCUGAAUUAAUUCCAAUAAGUUGGCCCAAAUUUGCAAAUAUUCACCCUUUUGUACCUACAGAACAAGCAAAAGGAUAUUCUAAAAUUUUUAAUGAUUUGGAACGCUGGUUGUGUGAACUUACUGGUUAUGAUAAAUUCUCUUUACAGCCAAAUAGUGGGGCUAAUGGUGAAUAUGCGGGUAUGUUGGCAAUUCGUGGUUAUUUCCAUUCUAAAGGGGAAAGCCAAAGAAAUAUUUGUUUGAUCCCUGUAUCUGCCCAUGGAACUAACCCAGCUACUGCACACAUGGCUAAUUUUAAAGUUGUUCCAGUUGAAUCAGAUAAACAUGGAAAUAUUAAUUUUAAUGAUCUCUCUGCUAAAUGUGAUCGUUUUUCUAAUGAAUUAGCAUGUGCAAUGAUUACAUAUCCUUCAACUCAUGGAGUUUUUGAAUCGCAAAUUAAAGAAGUUUGCAAUAAAAUACACGAACAUGGAGGUCAAGUUUAUUUAGACGGAGCUAAUUUUAAUGCCCAAGCAUGCCUUUGCCGACCUGGAGAUUAUGGAAGUGAUAUUUCCCAUUUUAAUUUACACAAAACUUUUUGUAUACCUCAUGGUGGUGGAGGACCAGGAAUGGGACCAAUUGGAGUUAAAUCACAUCUUGCACCUUUCCUACCUGGACAUCCAAUAAUACCACAAAAUGGAAAAAGACUUGAUGGCGUUGUGAGCGGUGCACCUUGGGGAAGUGCCAGUAUUUUGCCGAUUACUUGGGCAUAUAUUAGAUUAAUGGGUAUUUCUGGUCUAAAAAGUGCCUCCCAAAUGGCUAUACUUAAUGCUAAUUAUAUGGCAAAAAGAUUAGAAAAUGCUGGCUAUCGAGUUGUUUACAGAGACGAACAAGGCUUAAACGCUCAUGAAUUCAUAAUAGACUGCAAACCUUUCAAGCAAUUUGGUAUUGAAGUGGAUGAUAUAGCUAAACGUUUAAUGGAUUUUGGAUUCCAUGCACCAACAAUGCAUUGGCUAGAUUUUUAA
Molecule: messenger RNA, 1824 nt
Organism: Meloidogyne enterolobii
Lineage: Eukaryota; Metazoa; Nematoda; Chromadorea; Rhabditida; Meloidogynidae
Source: the annotation of a GenBank genome assembly